AUGAAGUUCGAAUACGCGCCAGAUGAGGUGCCUCAAAAGGUCGUCAAGAUUCUGAAACGGUUUUCUUUGCAUCAGGGCCAAGAUGGUCAAGAAAUUGGGAAGGUGUUUGACUCUGUGCCGGAGAAGUUGAAGGUUGAUAUUGCAGCAAACCAACCAAUUACUAUGGUUUUGCCUGCAUUUCCGUGGAAAACCCCCAACCAGGACAAAGUACUGGGCGAAGGGGCUGAUUUAGGAGACGAAUUGGGUCUGGCAAGCCUGAAUCACCUGUGUGAGGAGAUCUCAACAGUCUAUCCCUACGGUGCCCGUCUGAUCCUCAUCUGUGACGGGCCUGUGUAUAAUGAUUUGGUUGGUGUUCCUGCCAAUGAAUAUUACGACUAUGGCAUUCAGCUGCGAAAUAUUGCCCAUGAGAAACGCUUUUCUUCAAUCCAUUUCAUUCGGUUGAUGGAUCUACUGGGACUUGGUGAUGGCGAGAAGGUCUCCAAGGCUGACUACCUGCGUCUCGUUCCCGUCUGCCGCGACAGGCUGAUGUCGCCCCCAUACUGUGAUCCGAAAUUCGAUGUAGACCAGGAGCUGAAAACAAACCCCGAUACCAUGGCAACCUAUGAGGGCUACUUUAGUCGCAUCUCCGAGGAUCUGAAAUGGGCCAAUGGAUUGGACCCUGUUGUGGCAUCUGAUCCAGCGCUGUACGCGACAGAGGUGUCCAAGGUGGCGAAGACCAUGAUCAACCGGCUUGUUGUAAGUUUGGAGGUGCUCACGGUGUGUUUCGUCUAG
Messenger RNA from Penicillium arizonense, 771 nucleotides. RefSeq lists its product as uncharacterized. NCBI's taxonomy places the organism in Eukaryota, Fungi, Ascomycota, Eurotiomycetes, Eurotiales, Aspergillaceae. The transcript is spliced from 2 exons. The record is from RefSeq and is a predicted model, not a curated record. Bases 1 to 771 code for a protein of 256 amino acids.